CCCCUUGAAAUGCUAACAUCUAACUUAAAAACCCAUCUUCUUCAUUCAUCAAAUUUUCUCCCUGCUCAAUUAGCGUGCCGUGCUUCUCUCUCUCUCUCUCUCUCUGCCGAUAAGCCUCAAACACAAACACAAAUCAUUAAAGUUUAACUAGCAUUCGGAUCUCAGUUCACUAAUGAUCACUGACUACAUUAAAUUAUAAUAUUGUCACUUUUCUUGUUUUUAGAUGGGUAAUGACUUCAAAGGGUGACAUAAAUACUUUCAUGGCUUCACUUAAUUCACAUCAAAACUUCUCCACAACCACCACCAUCUUGCUUACCAUACUUCUUCUUCUUCAUCCAUUGCUUCAUCCAGUUUCUAGCUCUAAUAAGCUACAACCUUCAACUCCUCCACAGGAAUUGUUAUUUGAGGAGAAAAACAAGUUAGGUUCAAUUCCUCCUAGUUGUCACAGCAAAUGCAAUGAGUGUCAUCCAUGCAUGGCAGUUCAAGUGCCAUCAAUGGGUAAUUUUCCUCUUGAUCUAAACAAAGUUUCUACUAUGGAAAGAAAAUGGGUUACUCCAAUAUCUUUACAAGGUAACAGUUACUCCAAUUACAAGCCAUUGGGGUGGAAAUGUCGUUGUGGUGACCACUUCUUCAACCCUUAACUCCAUUCUGUAGAUCAAUGGGAGAUUUUCCCCAUCUUAUCAACUUGAUUUGUAAAAUGGAAAUUACCCAUCCUUUUUGUUUAGUGGCUAAGUUAUUAAUUAAUUCUAUGAUAUAUAGUUGUGUUUUCAUUAAUUAGUACCGUCUCACAUUAAUGUGGUUAUAGUUUAGGGUCACACAUAUGUGUCGCUUGCGUCAGCAUUUAUUGUAUACAAGUUUCAUUACAUUUACUUGUACAAAGUUUGUUAGAGGCCUGAAUUCCUACUUUAUGCUAGCUGCAUCUAUGUUUUGAGAAA
Cicer arietinum (chickpea) is the source of this 935-nucleotide messenger RNA. RefSeq names its product EPIDERMAL PATTERNING FACTOR-like protein 1. The record is from RefSeq and is a predicted model, not a curated record. Gene Ontology annotation, biological process: guard cell differentiation; stomatal complex development. Lineage: Eukaryota; Viridiplantae; Streptophyta; Magnoliopsida; Fabales; Fabaceae.